AUGGAAGACGGUGGCAUUCCGGAGAACAAUGGCGUAGAACAACCUGUGCCCGAAGACAUUCCGCCCACGCGGUUCGAGGUCGAGCUGGAGUUCGUACAGUGCCUCGCAAAUGUGCCGUAUGUAAUCUUCCUGCUAAGUCAGCAGCAUAUAUGGAGGGACCCAAAGUUCAGGGCAUAUCUCAAGUACCUUGAAUACUGGUGCAAACCGCCGUACGCGCAGUGCAUCGUAUACCCCAACUGUCUCUUCAUGCUGAAGCUCCUCAACGGGUUCAUGGAGGCCGCAGAGGUCAACGAGGACGGGCUGCUGGAAGGCCUCGAAGACCUGCCGAAGGUGCUGCAGAGCCAGGGCGCGCAGUGGAUGAACGAGAUGGUCGAGCGGUGGAGCUCGUGA
Molecule: messenger RNA, 390 nt
Organism: Lachancea thermotolerans CBS 6340
Lineage: Eukaryota; Fungi; Ascomycota; Saccharomycetes; Saccharomycetales; Saccharomycetaceae
Gene: SOH1
Product: mediator complex subunit SOH1
Exons: 1
Coding region: 1-390 (129 amino acids)
Biological process (GO): regulation of transcription by RNA polymerase II
Cellular component (GO): core mediator complex; mediator complex
Molecular function (GO): transcription coregulator activity
Source: RefSeq, a predicted model, not a curated record